This is a messenger RNA of Thamnophis elegans (Western terrestrial garter snake), 8667 nucleotides long. RefSeq names its product zinc finger protein 208-like. The record is from RefSeq and is a predicted model, not a curated record. Gene Ontology annotation, molecular function: DNA-binding transcription repressor activity, RNA polymerase II-specific. Gene Ontology annotation, biological process: negative regulation of transcription by RNA polymerase II. NCBI's taxonomy places the organism in Eukaryota, Metazoa, Chordata, Lepidosauria, Squamata, Natricidae.
GGAAUUUCCUCUUGGAUCGCUUAUGGGGGGAAGGAGGUGUGCAGAGCGGCUUUUGUGCUCUUCCCAGGAUCGAAGCCGCAGCUUUAAGAUACAGAAGAUGGCAAUAGGAGCACUCUGGACACUGAGGAUAACAAGCAACAUUGAAAAGGAAAACAAAUCAGUCCAGAAAUCAAAAUAUUUUCCAUUUCCUUCAGAGAGCCACACAAUUCUCCAACUUCCUCAGCAGGUGAGAGAGAAAAUCAAGAAGAGAUUUCUAGCUGGGAAACGGAGCGUGUGAAUUCAAGCAUAAAUUACAUGAAUGGUCAAGGGAGAUUAUUUUUCCAUUCAGCAAAAGAGGGAAAUAUCUGGAAGUUACUGGGGAGGAAAAGGAGAAUUGGAAAACCACGUAGAGCAGACAGUGUGACAGGCAUUGCUCUGGGAGGAAGAAAACGGCUUGAAACAAAACACCACCAAACAAGGGACCAUCCAUAUUUUUGAUCUCCUCAGGAAUAUGAGUUGUAGAAAAGCUCCAUAGACGUGCCCAUUGUGGGAAAGAUACAACUUGCAAAUCACAGUUGAUUAUGCAUGAGAGGAUCCAGACUGGAAAAGGCAUACAAAUACUCUGAAUGUAGCAAAACCUUUGGUCACAACAACUCCGUUUUGUUUCAUGGAACGACCCACACAGGACAGAAGCCCUAAAAGUGCUCCCAAUGCAAUAAAUGCUUUAGCAAGUAUGGCAACGUGGACUCACACCAAAGAGAAACUGUUUGAAUGUCCUGAAUGUGGGAAAUGUUUCUGUGAUAAAUCCAAACUGGUUACACACCAGAGGACUCACACAGGAGAGAAACCCUUUGAAUGUCCUGAUUGUGGUAAAAGUUUUAGUCAGAAUUCCAACCUUUUGGCACACCAAAGGACUCACACAAGAGAGAAACCCUUUCAAUGUCCUGAUUGUGGAAAAGGUUUUAGUCAUCAUUCGAGGCUGGUGGCACACCAAAGGACUCAUAGAGGAGAUAAACCCUUUGAGUGUACUGAUUGUGGUAAAAGUUUUAGUCAAAAUUACAACCUGUUGUCACACCAGAGAACUCACACAGGAGAGAAACCCUUUGAAUGUCCUGAUUGUGGGAAAAGUUUUAGUCACAAUUCCAGCUUGGUGUCACACCAAAGGACUCACACAGGAGAGAAACCCUUUGAGUGUCCUGAUUGUGGUAAAAGUUUUAGUCACAAUUCCAGCCUGAUGCAACACCAGAGGACUCACACAGGAGAGAAACCCUUUCAAUGUCCUGAUUGCGGAAAAGGUUUUAGUCAUCAUUCGGAUCUGGUGAAACACCAAAGAACUCAUACAGGAGAGAAACCAUUUGAGUGUCCUGAUUGUGGUAAAAGUUUUAGUCAGAGAGGCAUCCUGGUGAAACACAAGAGGACUCACACAGGAGAGAAAUCCUUUGAGUGUACUGAUUGUGGUAAAAGUUUUAGUCAGAAUUCCAACCUGUUGUCACACCAGAGAACUCACACAGGAGAGAAACCCUUUGAGUGUCCUGAUUGUGGGAAAAGUUUUGGUCAUCAUUCCAGGCUGGUGACACACCAAGGAACUCAUACAGGAGAGAAACCCUUUGAGUGUCCUGAUUGUGGUAAAAGUUUUAGUCAAAAUUGCAACAUGUUGUCACACCAGAGAACUCACACAGGAGAGAAACCCUUUAAAUGUCCUGAUUGUGGGAAAAGUUUCAGUAGCAAUUCCAGCCUGGUGAGACAUCAGAGGACUCAUACAGGGGAGAAACCCUUUGAAUGUCCUGAUUGUGGGAAAUGUUUUAGUCAGAGAGGCAUCCUGGUGAGACACAAGAGGACUCAUACAGGAGAGAAAUCCUUUGAGUGUCCUGAUUGUGGUAAAAGUUUUAGUCAAAAUUCCAGCCUGAUGGAACCCCUGAGGACUCACACAGGAGAGAAACCGUUUGAAUGUCCUGAUUGUGGGAAAAGUUAUAGUUGGAAUUCCAGCCUGGUGACACACCAAAGGACUUACACAGGAGAGAAACCCUUUGAGUGUCCUGAUUGUGGGAAAAGUUUUAGUCACAAUUCCAGCCUGGUGACACACCAAAGGACUCACACAGGAGAGAAACACUUUGAGUGUCCUGAUUGUGGAAAAAGUUUCAGUACCAAUUCUAGCCUGGUGACACAUCAAAGGACUCACACAGGAGAGAAACCGUUUGAAUGUCCUUAUUGUAGGAAAAGUUUUAGUCGGAAUUACAGCCUGGUGAUACACCAAAGAACUCACACAGGAGAGAAACCCUUUGAGUGUCCUGAUUGUGGGAAAAGUUUUAGUCGGAAUUCCGGCCUGAUGGAACACCAGAGGACUCACACAGGAGAGAAACACUUUGAGUGUCCUGAUUGCGGAAAAGGUUUUAGUCAUCAUUCGGGGCUGGUGAAACACCAAAGAACUCAUACUGGAGAGAAACCAUUUGAGUGUCCUGAUUGUGGUAAACAUUUCAGUACCAAUUCUAGCCUGGUGACACAUCAAAGGACUCAUACAGGAGAGAAACCCUUUAAAUGUCCUGAUUGUGGAAAAAGUUUCAGUACCAAUUCUAGGCUGGUGACACAUCAAAGGACUCAUACAGGAGAGAAACCCUUUGAGUGUUCUGAUUGUGGUAAACAUUUCAGUACCAAUUCCAGCCUGGUGAAACACCAGAGAACUCACACAGGAGAGAAAUCCUUUGAAUGUUCUCAUUGCGGAAAAAAAUUCAGUCAUAAUUCCACCCUGGCGACACACCAGAGAACUCACACAGGAGAGAAACCAUAUGAGUGUCCAGACUGUGGGAAAGAUUUCAGUAUUAGGACUACCCUUCUAAAUCAUAUGCUUAUACACACAGGGGAGAAACCAUUUGAGUGUGCCGAAUGUGGAUGUUUCAGUACCAAUUCGACCCUGGCUCAACACCGGAGGAUUCACACGGGAGAGAAACUAUUUCAAUGUCCUGAUUGUGGGAAAUUUUUCAGUCAAAAUUCCAAACUCGUGAGACACCAGAGAACUCACACAGGAGAAAAACCCUUUGAAUGUCCUCAUUGCGGAAAAAGUUUCAGUCGGAACUCUUUCCUUGUGGCACAUGAGAGAACAGGAGAAAAACCCUUCGAAUGUUCUGAUUGUGGGAAAAGUUUCAGUCAGAACUCCACCCUGGUGAAACACCAGAGAACUCACGCCGGAGAAAAACCCUUUAAAUGUUCUGAUUGCGGAAAAAGUUUCAGUCAGAAUUCCAACCUGGUGACACACCAGAAAACUCACACAGGAGAGAAACCAUAUGAGUGUCCAGAAUGUGGGAAAGAUCUCAGUAGUAUGACUAGCCUUCUAAAUCAUAUGCUUAUACACACAGGGGAGAAACCAUUUGAGUGUCCUGACUGUGGGAAAUGUUUCAGUCAGAAUUCCCAACGGAUUACACAUCAGAGUGCUCACACAAGAGAGAAACCGUUUGAAUGUCCUGAUUGUGGGAAAAGCUUCACUCAGAAUUCCAGCCUGGUGACACACCAGUGGAUUCACACAGGAGAAAAACCCUUUGAAUGUCCUAAUUGCGGAAAAAGUUUCAGUCAGAACUCCAGCCUGGUGGCACACCAGAGAACUCACACAGGAGAAAAACCCUUUCAAUGUUCUGAUUGUGGAAAAAGUUUCAGUCAGAAUUCCACCCUGGUGACACACCAAAGAACUCACACAGAAGAGAAACCAUAUGAUUGUCCAGACUGUGGGAAAUAUCUCAGUAGUGUGACUAGCCUUCUAAAUCACCAGACAACUCACACAGGAGAAAAACCUUUUGAAUGUUCUGAUUGUCAGAAAAGUUUCAGUACCAAUUCCAGCCUGCUGGUUACACACCAGAGGACUCACACAGGAGAGAAACCCUUUGAAUGUCCUGAUUGUGGGAAAAGUUUCAGUCAGCGUUCCAGCUUGGUUACACACCAGAGGACUCACACAGGAGAGAAACCCUUUCAAUGUUUUGAUUGUGGUAAAACUUUUAGUCAGACUUCCAACCUGUUGGGACACCAAAGGACUCACACAGGAGAGAAACCCUUUGAGUGUCCUAAUUGUGGAAAAAGUUUUAGUCGUCAUUCCAGCCUGGUUACACACCAAAGGACUCACACAGGAGAGAAACCCUUUGAGUGUCCUGAUUGUGGGAAAGGUUUCAAUACCAAUUCCAAUCUGGUGACACACCAGAGGGUUCACACAGGAGAGAAACCCUUUGAGUGCCCUGAUUGUGGUAAAAGUUUUAGUCAGAAUUCUAGUCUGGUUAAACACCAGAGCACUCACACAGGAGAGAAACCCUUUGAGUGUCCUGGAUGUGGAAAAAGUUUCAAUACCAAUUCCACGCUGGUGAGACACCAGAGGGUUCACACAGGAGAGAAACCCUUUGAGUGUCCUGAUUGUGGGAAAAGUUUCAAUACCAAUUCCAGUCUGGUUAGACACCAGAGGGUUCACACAGGAGAGAAACCCUUUGAGUGCCCUGAUUGUGGUAAAAGUUUUAGUCACUAUUCCAGCAUGGUGACACACCAAAGAACUCACACAGGAGAGAAACCCUUUGAGUGUCCUGAUUGUGGGAAAAGUUUCAGUACCAAUUCCAACCUGGUGAUGCACAGGAGGACUCACACAGGAGAGAAACCCUUUAAAUGUCCUGAGUGUGGAAAAUGUUUCAGUCAGAGUUCUAGUCUGGUUAAACACCAGAGCACUCACACAGGAGAGAAACCCUUUGAGUGUCCUGAUUGUGGGAAAAGCUUCACUAACAAUUCUAACCUGGUGAUACACAGGAGGAGUCACACAGGAGAGAAACCCUUUGAGUGUCCUGAUUGUGGGAAAAGCUUCAGUAACAAUUCUAACCUGGUGAUACACAGGAGGAGUCACACAGGAGAGAAACCCUUUGAGUGUCCUGAUUGUGGGAAAAGUUUCAAUACCAAUUCCAAGCUGGUGACACACAGGAGGAGUCACACAGGAGAGAAACCCUUUGAGUGUCCUGAUUGUGGGAAAAGCUUCAGUAACAAUUCUAACCUGGUGAUACACAGGAGGAGUCACACAGGAGAGAAACCCUUUGAGUGUCCUGAUUGUGGGAAAAGUUUCAAUACCAAUUCCAAGCUGGUGACACACCAGAGGGUUCACACAGGAGAGAAACCUUUUGAGUGUCCUGAUUGUGGGAAAAGUUUCAAUACCAAUUCCAGUCUGGUUAGACACCAGAGGGUUCACACAGGAGAGAAAUCCUUUGAGUGUCCUGAUUGUGGGAAAAGUUUCAAUACCAAUUCCAAGCUGGUGACACACCAGAGGGUUCACACAGGAGAGAAACCCUUUGAGUGUCCUGAUUGUGGGAAAAGUUUCAGUACCAAUUCCAGCCUGGUGAUGCACAGGAGGACUCACACAGGAGAGAAACCCUUUAAAUGUCCUGAUUGUGGGAAAUGUUUCAGUCGGAAUUCUAGUCUGGUUAAACACCAGAGCACUCACACAGGAGAAAAACCCUUUGAGUGUCCUUAUUGUGGGAAAAGCUUUAGUAACAAUUCUAACCUGGUGAUACAUAGGAGGAGUCACACAGGAGAGAAACCCUUUGAGUGUCCUGAUUGUGGUAAAACACGGCAUCAAAAUUCUCAUCUCGUUUUACACCAGAGCACUCACACAGGAGAGAAACCCUUUCAAUGUCCUGAUUGUGGGAAAAGUUUCAGUACUAAUUCCAACCUGGUGACACACCAAAGGACUCACACAGGAGAGAAACCCUUUCAAUGUCCUGAUUGUGGGAAAAGUUUCAGUACUAGUUCCAACCUGGUGACACACCAAAGGACUCACACAGGAGAGAAACCCUUUGAGUGUCGUGAUUGUGGUAAAAGUUUUAGUCACAAUUCCAGCUUGGUGAUACACCAGAGGACUCAUACAGGAGAAAAGCCCUUUAAAUGUCCUGAUUGUGGGAAAAGCUUCAGUAACAAUUCUAACCUGGUGAUACACAGGAGGAGUCACACAGGAGAGAAACCCUUUGAAUGUCCUGAUUGUGGGAAAAGCUUCAGUAACAAUUGUAACCUGGUGAUACACAGGAGGAGUCACACAGGCGAGAAACCCUUUGAGUGUCCUGAUUGUGGGAAAAGUUUCAGUCGAAAUUCUCAUCUCGUUUUACACCAGAGCACUCAUACAGGAGAGAAACCCUUUCAAUGUCCUGAUUGUGGGAAAAGUUUUAGUCAGCUUUCCAACCUGGUGAAACACCAAGGGACUCACACAACAGAGAAACCCUUUCAAUGUCCUGAUUGUGGAAAAAGUUUUAGUCAAAAUUUCAGCCUGGUGACACACCAGAGGACUCACACAGGAGAGAAACCCUUUGAAUGUUCUGAUUGUGGUAAAGGUUUUAGUCACAAUUCCAGCCUGGUGAAACACCAGAGGACUCACAAAGGAGAGAAACCCUUUCAAUGUCCUUAUUGUGGUAAAAGAUUUAGUCAGAAUUCCAACCUGUUGGCACACCAAAGGACUCACACAGGAGAGAAACCCUUUCAAUGUCCUGAUUGUGGUAAAAGAUUUAGUCAAAAUUUCAGCCUGGUGACACACCAGAGGACUCACACAGGAGAGAAACCCUUUGAAUGUUCUGAUUGUGGUAAAGGUUUUAGUCACAAUUCCAGCCUGGUGAAACACCAGAGGACUCACAAAGGAGAGAAACCCUUUCAAUGUCCUUAUUGUGGUAAAAGAUUUAGUCAGAAUUCCCACCUGUUGGCACACCAAAGGACUCACACAGGAGAGAAACCCUUUCAAUGUCCUGAUUGUGGUAAAAGAUUUAGUCAGAAUUCCAACCUGUUGGCACACCAAAGGACUCACACAGGAGAGAAACCCUUUGAAUGUCCUGAUCGUGGUAAAGGUUUUAGUCACAAUUCCCACCUGUUGGCACACCAGAGAACUCACACAGGGGAGAAACCCUUUGAGUGUCCUGAUUGUGGUAAAGGUUUUAGUCACAAUUCCAGGCUGGUGAUACACCAAAGGACUCACACAGGGGAGAAACCCUUUGAGUGUCCUGAUUGUGGUAAAAGUUUUAGUCACAAUUCCAACCUGGUGAAACACCAGAGAACUCACACAGGAGAAAAACCCUUUGAAUGUUCUGAUUGCGGAAAAAGUUUCAGUCAGAGUUCCAGCCUGGUGACACACCAGAGAACUCACACAGGAGAGAAACCAUUUGAGUGUCCAGACUGUGGGAAAGAUUUCAGUAUUAGGACUACCCUUCUAAAUCAUAUGCUUAUACACACAGGGGAGAAACCAUUUGAGUGUGCCGAAUGUGGAUGGUGCUUCAGGAGAAAUUCCACCCUUAUUGCACACAAGAAAAUUCACAUGAGGCCCCAAGUGAUGAGUGUAGAAAAGAUUUGAAUUUCAUUUCUAAAGUCCCUCUGUAAAUCCAACUGAGAAAUUGACUAUUUAAUUUGAGUACAAAGAAUUUGCCUAAUUUUUUAUAGGCAAAUAUGUAAUGGCAUUAAACUGGAAGGAGGAAGGAAAAAAUGGCAACAUAUUAGUGUGAUAAUGCCUACCUGGUCAUUAGCAGCAGAACUUGCUGGAUAUGGGUAGUUCUUGGGUUACGAAUGUAGUGGAUCCUACCCAUUCCAUCCGAAACUUGAGAAGUUAUGGGAGUGAAUCUCUUACAUUGAACGACAUCACUCCCUGCUUUCGCCCACACGGUCAUUGCUUUCUUGCUCCAGAUCAGCUUGACAAGGCAUCUGGCGCCAAUAAAGCAGCCCUGAGAGGCUGUGCGCGACUUCUUAGGGUUGCUUUCUCAUUGGCAAAUCACUUGAGGAUUGCGUUCCUGUAGGCUUUGGCAGCCCUUUGCAAAAAGCCUUUGCCUGUAGGAACAGGUACUUCGUAGGGACACACCCCACUCCUCCCAAGCUCAGUUGGUGGCAACAAAGGCAGUUUGCAAAGGGCUGCUGAGGCCCUUUGGGAAUGCAAUCUCCCAGCAGGCCUUGGCAAGGAAACGGCAAAUGGAGGGAAGGCCUGAAAGACUGAAGUCUUCCCUCCAUUUGCAAACGUCCAUGCCUCAAUUCACAGAGAAUAGAUCCCUAAAGUGUGAGAUUACUCAAGACUACUGACCUUGUGUGAUCUCGCGGUACGUUAGGCCUCUGUCCUCUGAAUGCAGGCAAAUAAAGCACAACAGAGAGAUCUUUGCAAGGUAAGUCACUCUCCACAGGCAAAAUGCCUGUGAAGACUCAGCUGGGGUUGGGAGAAUAGGGGUGAAUAUAACAGAGCCUCUGCGGUCGUUCGUAAGGAUGAACAACAGUCGUGGUGCUCCAGUAUUCAUAAUUUCGGGAUUUGUUUGUAAAUGCUGGGGGGAAGGGGGGGCUUAUCGUGUAACUUUGAACAUUUGCUAAGAGAACACUUGUAACCCAAGGAUUACCUAUAUUUAUUUUUGUAGAAAUUGUAAAAAUCUUUUUGGAGUGGUUGCUGCCAAGGAUUUAGGAUCAAAGAGUUUCAGUGGGUGAGAGAUUAAAGGAAGCCAACUUCAUUGGUGCUGGCCAGAGAUGCUUCCAAGGGCACCCAUCCUAAAUGUCUUAUGCGUCUGUAACUUUGCAUACACAGAAGUUUUCAUUAGGUCAAAGAGGGAAAAUCACAGAACCAGCAGGUCUUGAAAAGCGGGGCUUGGGAAGAGGGGAUGACUGUCUAUAUAUGCUGAGAGAAAUGUUUCCAAAAGGCAUUUCAAAAGGUUGGAAGAAAGAUUGGUAAUACAGAUGUGC